AAUGAAACGUCAAAGGAGCUGAAAAUUAAAAUCGAAAAAAAAAAUGAAACUGAUGAUUACGAUGAGCUCACUAUAAAACUUAAAGAAGAGAACCAGUUUAAAUUAUUUCAGAACUAGAAUUAAAGAAGGGAGAAACUAGCUAAGAAUUAAAAUGGAUGAUUUUAACCGCGGUAUCGUGAUCAAAAUAGAGAAAGAAGAUGAGGAUACGACAGAACCAUUUACGGCAGAGAAUAUUGACGGAGAUGAAUAUAGACUUAAUGAAAUAGGAGACGAGACAAGAAUUCAAAAUAAAGAAUGUGAGACUGAUGAUAAUCACUACAAGUCCACUUUUGAUGUAGUAGAAAAUAGUGAACAACAAAAAACGAACGAUGGGAUUGCAUACAAUGCCGGAGAAAUGUGCAACGAAACAAUGGUCAAAGUCGAAGUGGACUUAGUGAAUGGACUUUAUUUCGAGUCUGUGAUUGAAGCUGAAAGAAAUAGUCUCAUGGAUGAGAUACAGUCAUUUGUAUGCGCUGUAUGCAAAAAGUUAUUUUCUUCAAAAAAGAAAGUUGCCCGACACAUUACACAUUCACAUAGUGCACAACUAUUAACCCAGAAAAGCACUGGAAAAGAAGUCGUUGAUAGUACUUUUAUUGGUGAUAGCGGUACGAGAAAUGAAGCCAAUAAACAAACAGCAUCGAAGUAUAGCAAUGAAAAUAUAACAAAAAGGCCGUUAUUCCAAUGUAAUUUAUGUCAAUUGUCGUAUAACACCAAGAAGCAAAUAACUUUACAUAUCACAAAAUCCCACAAAAGUUUGACGAAUAAACACUCAUGUGAGGAGUGCUUACAAUCAUUUUCUCGAAAAUCCAAACUGAUAAUUCACAAACGCGUGCACACAAGUGGAAAGAAGCCCUACAAUUGUGAUGUUUGCUCAAAAUCGUUUUCUCAAAAAGGCCACCUCAAACUACACAAACCCAAGCACGCGGACAAAAAUCCGUACAAAUGUAAUGUGUGCCUUAAAUCAUUUUCUGCAAAAAACGCUCUCAUAAUACACGAACGUGUGCACACAGGAGAAAAGCCCUAUAAAUGUGAUGUAUGUUUAAAAACAUUUUCACAAACACAUCACCUCAAGCGACAUAAACGCAUGCACACCGGUGAAAAGCCCUAUAAAUGUGAUGUGUGUUUAAAGUCAUUUUCUGAUAAAUCCCACCUUACAACACACGUACGCAUUCACACGGGCGAAAAACCUUAUAAAUGUGAUGUGUGUUUAAAGUCAUUUUCUGUAAAAUCCUCUCUUACACUACACAAACGAGUACACACUGGCGAAAAACCUUAUAAAUGUGAUGUGUGUUUGAAGUCUUUUCCUGAUAAAUCCCACCUUACAACACACGUACGCAUGCAUACUGGCGAAAAACCUUAUAAAUGUGAUGUGUGCUUGAAGUCAUUUUCUCAAAGUAACGACCUUACAAACACAAACGCGUGCACACUGGCGAAAAACCUUAUAAAUGUGCUGUGUGUUUAA
Molecule: messenger RNA, 1501 nt
Organism: Adelges cooleyi (spruce gall adelgid)
Lineage: Eukaryota; Metazoa; Arthropoda; Insecta; Hemiptera; Adelgidae
Product: zinc finger protein 660-like
Exons: 5
Coding region: 152-1501 (449 amino acids)
Biological process (GO): regulation of transcription by RNA polymerase II
Cellular component (GO): nucleus
Molecular function (GO): RNA polymerase II cis-regulatory region sequence-specific DNA binding; DNA-binding transcription activator activity, RNA polymerase II-specific
Source: RefSeq, a predicted model, not a curated record